This is a messenger RNA of Lolium rigidum, 1301 nucleotides long. Its product is annotated as pre-mRNA-splicing factor SPF27 homolog. The record is from RefSeq and is a predicted model, not a curated record. NCBI's taxonomy places the organism in Eukaryota, Viridiplantae, Streptophyta, Magnoliopsida, Poales, Poaceae. Gene Ontology annotation, cellular component: Prp19 complex; catalytic step 2 spliceosome; precatalytic spliceosome. Bases 312 to 824 code for a protein of 170 amino acids. Gene Ontology annotation, biological process: mRNA processing. The transcript has 9 exons.
UCCUGCCUUGUGGAUUCUUGUAUUGUGCUUUUUAUAAAUUCAGCACUGUAAUUUGCACUAUUUAUUUCGCAGACCUGCCUAUGUUUUAUGGAUAUGAUUACAUAUUGUUGGAGGUGUGUGUGCAUGAUGUUACUUGAUGGAGCUAUACUUGAUAUUACACCAGGGUUCAGAUGCUGCUGCACUGCAUCGUAAAGGUACUAUCUUCGAAAUGCUUAUAAAGAAAGAAUAGCAUGGCUUUCAUCAGAGAUCUCACUGCUGCUGGUAUCUUAUAACACAUACCUUUUUGUUAAGGACUUAAUUCUGAUCAUCCUAUGCUUGCGAAAGAGUAUGAACGUGUUAGAGCAGGCAAGCCACCUGCUACCAUAGAGAUGUCCCGCUAUGGUUUGGAGCCACCCCCAGCAAACAAGAGGAAUGAUGUUGCUGCUUGGAGGCAGGCUCUACGGAAUGCUCAGAGCCAACUGCAGCAUCAAAUUAUAAGGAUUGAGAAUCUGGAGCUUAUGCUGAAGCACGGUGUUGAGGUUUGGAAGCUCCAGAACAGGAAAAUGGAAUCGGUUUUGUCUAGGAUGCAAAAGAUGGCUUUGGAAUACAACGAAAAAAUAGAAACCGUCAACCGUGAGAGGAAAUUUCAUCAGCAAAACACUGGUGGGCAACUCCAUGCAUUGACAGUAGAAUGGCAGGAACUGUGCCAGAAAAAUAUAGCUAUUCAAGCUGCCUGUGUUGAUCUGCAGAAUCAGAUUGAUCAGCUUAAACUUGAAGCUAAAGAACAGGGAAUGCUAGUGGAUGACAGCAAUGGAACUAAUCUGCAAACAUCAGAAGGGAUUUGAGGUUGAGAUGUUUCUAGACACAGAUGUAGGAAGGAAGAAGCUGUGAUGACCCUGGUUCCAUGAGAUGUCUGCUAGAGGCUCCAUUAGCCACCGUGCUUACUUGACCUGCAACUGUGAGUUCCGGAUACAAAUCCAGGUACCUUGACAAAUCCCAUCCGUUGACUGUACAUGGUGGCAUGUGCUGGUGAACACCUGGUAGAGAAACAGCUUAAACACAUGUAGUGUUGUGUGGUGGAUUGUUAGUGUUAUGUGGCAAGAGGAACAGAAUGCCCAUCUUAUUUGUUCAUUGCAAAUGGACGCUGACUUUUCUGGGUGUAAUUGUACGUUUUGACAUUGAAUUAUGAGCUGAAUCUUUGGUGCUUCUGCCCUGAAAUUGCCUGUUUCGACGGCAAAUGUAAUGGGAGUUGUUGCCGUUUGGGUUCCUGGCCUAUGUUCGUGGAGACUUUAUGAGUCAAACCAGUGCCCUUCUAUCCAGUA